AUGCUUGAGAAUGUGGAAAUUGGGGAACAAAAACGCCGAGAUGAUGCUUAUAAAGCUGCAAAAAAGAAAACUGGCUUAUACGACGAUAAGUUCAAUGAUGAUCCCUCUGCAGAAAAGAAAAUACUCCCAAAAUAUGAUCCAGUUGCCGAAGAGGGUUUAACUUUGGAUGAAAGAGGGAGCUUCUCAGGCGAAGCUGAAAAGAAACUUGAAGAGCUCCGAAGAAGGUUCACUGGUGUAUCCACUAAUAACUUUGAAGACCUUACUUCAUCUGGAAAGGUAUCAUCAGACUACUAUUCUCAUGAAGAAAUGCUUCAAUUUAAGAAGCCCAAGAAGAAAAAGUCCUUACAGAAGAAAGAUAAGCUGGACAUUAAUGCACUUGAAGCUGAAGCUAUCUCUUCAGGAUUGGGUGUUGGCGACCUUGGUUCUCGGAAAGAUGCAAAGAGGCAAGCCAUCAAAGAUGAACAAGAAAGAUUGGCAGCUGAAAUGAGAAAUAAUGCUUACCAGUCUGCUUAUGCUAAAGCAGAUGAAGCUUCCAAGUUACUUCGUCCAGAACAAUCUCUGUACAAUAAAACAGGGGAAGAUGAAACCCCAACUUUUGCAGAUGAUGACGAGGAUCUUCGUAAAUCCUUAGAGAAAGCAAGGCGACUAGCUCUUAAGAAACAGGAGGAGAAAGGAGCAUCUGGCCCUCAAGCUAUUGCUUUACUUGCCGCCUCAAAUCCUAGUAAUGAGACUGUUGAUGAUCCAAAUUCUACCGCUGGAGAGUCAAGAGAAAAUAAGGUGGUCUUUACAGAGAUGGAAGAAUUUGUCUGGGGUCUUCACAUUGAUGAAGAAGCACGUAAGCCAGAAGGUGAAGAUGUUUUCAUGCAUGAUGUCGAGGCAAAUGUUCCUGUCGAGGAAAAUAAAGAUGAGGCUGGCGGGUGGACUGAGGUUAAAGAAACUGAAACACAGAUGAGCAACCCAACUCAGAAGACAAGGAAGUGA
Messenger RNA from Lathyrus sativus (Indian pea), 981 nucleotides. NCBI's taxonomy places the organism in Eukaryota, Viridiplantae, Streptophyta, Magnoliopsida, Fabales, Fabaceae. The record is from the annotation of a GenBank genome assembly.